This is a messenger RNA of Phytophthora nicotianae INRA-310, 396 nucleotides long. RefSeq lists its product as hypothetical. Lineage: Eukaryota; Oomycota; Peronosporomycetes; Peronosporales; Peronosporaceae. The coding region runs from base 1 to 396 and encodes 131 amino acids. The transcript is spliced from 2 exons. The record is from RefSeq and is a predicted model, not a curated record.
AUGCACAGCCGAUGCGGAGUUAACGAAAACCGCCUCAACACUCUGCACCCCCUUCGCGUAGCCUUCCGGAACUAUCCGUCGUUGUCCCCGGGCCACCUAGAGCGGAAUAAACAGAGACACGCUAAGCUCAGAAAGUAUGAGCAUGCUCUUACUUCUGUACACUUCUUCUCGAGUGCUCCGUGGUUUUUAUGGGCUGUCAAGCUCAACUUGCUGCAUAAUGUGCAGUACGGUAACCAACGCAUGAUCUUGGACAAGCAAUUUAAGAGAGAGUACCUCGCCGUCCCCAAGAACGGGGGAGCCGGGGGGAUCUGUCCAGACUGGUGCUCCAGGAUGGACUCCCAACAACGCGCUGAACCAAAGUGGAGGAAAGGCAAGUCACCCAGUCUAGCCAUCUGA